This is a messenger RNA of Lottia gigantea (owl limpet), 462 nucleotides long. RefSeq lists its product as hypothetical. Lineage: Eukaryota; Metazoa; Mollusca; Gastropoda; Lottiidae. The annotation marks the transcript as partial. Gene Ontology annotation, molecular function: RNA binding; structural constituent of ribosome. Gene Ontology annotation, biological process: translation. The record is from RefSeq and is a predicted model, not a curated record. The transcript is spliced from 4 exons. Gene Ontology annotation, cellular component: ribosome; cytosolic large ribosomal subunit.
CAGCUUUACAGAUUUUUGGCAAGACGAACCAGUGCUGGCUUUAAUAAAGUAGUUUUAAGACGCUUAUUCAUGAGUCGCAUGCACAGACCACCAAUUGCUUUAUCAAGAUUGGUGAAAUAUGCUACUAAGCCAGGCCGUGAAGGAAGAAUAGCUGUAGUUGUUGGUACAAUAACUGAUGAUGUUAGAUUAAUGUCUUGUCCUAAAUUAACAGUCUGUGCAUUAAGAGUAACCGAAAGAGCCAGAGCUAGGAUAUUGAAAGCAGGUGGUGAAAUUUUAACAUUUGAUCAACUUGCUCUCAGAGCACCAAAAGGACAGAAUACAGUUUUAGUCCAAGGUAUCAGACAAGCCCGGGGUGCCAACAGACAUUUUGGUCUUGCUCCUGGUGUACCUGGCAGUAACACAAAGCCUUUAGUGAGAGCUAAGGGAAGAAAAUUCGAGAAAGCCCGUGGUAAACGAAACAGC